GUUCUUUUACGAAGUAAAACUCACUUGUGAUCAUUUGCUAGCAACUUUAUCGAAUGGUUUAAAACGCUUUUAAUUAACCGAAUUCGUCACGGGCUUCCAUCGAGAAAGAAACCCCUCGAUCGUUCGAUUGCGACAUACUCGAAGCCAGAAACUCGCGGCGUUCGUCCUCGAGAAUUCGAGUCAGGACGAGCUGAUGACGUGAAAUUUCUUAAUAGUCUACGUUGGCGGUUGUUCGAACGGUCAAGUUUCGGUGGCGAUAAUCGUCGAUUCGAUCGUUCGAGUCCUGGCAGAGUAUUUCGCAAAGAUCGAGCAGCGUUGGUACCGCGUCUGCGCGAUCUUGAACCGUCCUCUUCAAGAAGGGGUGUGAAACUAUAAAACCGUGUUCGGUGUUGCUGAUCGUCCACAAACGUUCAUCCCACAUAGACACCGAAGAUACCUCGACAUCCGAGUUUUCGCGAAAGACUAACUUUGUUUUCCGGAUCGCGGUUGCAGUCGCGGCGACAUGUAUCGAAAGAUUCAAUUGAGUGUUCUCGCGAUAGUAUUUCUGUUAUGGUUGAGCCUGGAUCUCGGCGCGGAAGCUCAGCUAAAUUUUUCCACCGGCUGGGGAAAGAGGAACCAGAGGGUGAACGAGCGGGCUAACGAGUGCGUUUUACGAGCCAGACCUUCGCUGGAACAGCUCUUAAUGGUCUACGAUAUCAUACAGACGCAAGCGAGGAAAAUGAUGGAUUGUCGGAAGCUGUACGAAUGAAUACGCGAGGAUCAACCGGAAUUAGCGGAUGUAGGCAUCCUAGAUACCCGAGCCACUCGUUCGAACGAAUUUUCAACGACCGUUAGUUUUUUGCGAUCUCUGUCGGAUCAUGAAUCAACGAGCUCGUUUCUUCGUUUCGUAAACGUACCUUGUACAAUUAAUUACGCAAACGACAAUACAAACAAUGAGCAGUAACAGAAAUAAUUUCUUUCACGCUCUCCUCGCCUUCUACGCCUAAUUUGCGAUCGUAUUUUAUGCAUAGGUUUUCGAAACGACCACCGAUGCGAAAGACGUGCG
This is a messenger RNA of Megachile rotundata (alfalfa leafcutting bee), 1045 nucleotides long. Its product is annotated as adipokinetic prohormone type 2-like. Lineage: Eukaryota; Metazoa; Arthropoda; Insecta; Hymenoptera; Megachilidae. The record is from RefSeq and is a predicted model, not a curated record.